UUCGCUGAAGUUUCUCAGUCUGGCGUUUGCAUGUUUGUUUCAUCCUGCAUCCCGCUCUGUAGUGUGAAGGCGAGGGGCAAGUUGUUGUUACAAUCUUUCAGCGUUCCUCGUGUUUCAACCCUGGAGUGGCGGUGUGCGUGUUGAACUUGGUGAGAGUGCGGACAAGAAGUGUUUUUUUUGUAUCAGUCCGCACGUCCGUGGCGGAUAGACGUUGUGGAAAAAUGUGCGCGGUAGCGGAAAGAGCCUGGCCGGCGUUUCGUGUGUUUACUGUGGUGUGUUUCUCCGUCUACCUGUUCGGUCGGACACGAGCCAAUAAUUUGGAUAUUGACCACCCAACCGUGUUCGAAGGAAAUGCGGGGAGCUACUUUGGGUACACCGUAGCUCUUCUCAACAGUAGGAAUACAACGUUAGCACUUGUGUCAGCAAUCAAAGACAACUCCACUUCCAUGGUAGGGGUCAUUCGACCCGGAGCGCUUCACAAAUGCGUGCCGAAUACGGGACUCUGCUAUGAAGUUGGUAUUGACACGAAAGGUAACGGAUUCCGCGGUGGCAGCUCACAGAAAACCUACGUGGACCUCAAGGACGACAUGGACUUGGGAAUGAGCCUCAAAGUGCAAGGUGGAGAUGACGGAAAGAUUGUGGUGUGUGCGCCAAAGUGGAGAAACCAGGAGAGCCGCGUCAUCUUUGGCACCAACGGCCUCUGCUAUGUGCUUAACAAUGACCUCUCACCUCAAGAGCAGCUGAGGCCACUUUUGCAGAAGAAUCAGCAGACGAAGAAGACCAUUAAUCCAAUCACUCAUACCGUUGCUACAACUAACCACUACGCCGUCGGAGAGGCCGGCUUCUCAGUGACGUUUACUGCUGAUGAUGAGUUAAUCCUCGGAGCGCCAGGGUUGCUUGACUGGACAGGAAAUCUGGUCAAGUACAUAAAAGAUGAAAAGACAUCAACACUGCGUGGUUUUGUUGGGCAAGAUGGCCUCGUCAGGCAGAGAAUAUCGCAAUACAUAGGAUACUCUGUAACUUCUGGAAGGUUCACGGAGGCACUUGGAAACUCAAUAGCAGCCAGUGCUCCUAGGGAUACAGCCGACUGUCGCGGUGCAGUGUACAUACUUGGGCAGCAGACAGGAAGGGCUGAAGCGUUUAUUCUGCAAGUGCAGAUGAUGAAAGAAGGUGAACAGAUGGGCUCCUAUUUUGGUGCUGCUGUUUUGGCCCUGGAUUUAACUCAGAAUGGUUUCUCUGACCUCCUUGUUGGAGCUCCAAUGUACUCGCUUCGUGAUGAUGGUCCAGGCGAUGAGGGGAAGCUUUAUGUCUACAGGAGCAACGGAGCCAGCUUGCAAUUGCAAGAUGGAACCAUCAUGGGUGCAACUGUGGCUGGUGCACGGUUUGCUUCUGCCAUUGUACACGCAGGGGACCUCAACAUGGAUGGUUACCCAGAUGUUGCCAUUGGAGCACCUUAUGAAAAUGGUCACGGUGCAGUUUACAUAUACAACGGGGGCAGCGACGGCCUGAAGACAAAAUAUGCGCAGAGAAUUGAGGCUCGCAGGAUCACUGGGGCUCCUAUGGGCUUUGGCAUGGGGAUAUCGGAUGGAGUUGACAUGGACAACAACUAUUACCCAGAUCUCCUCAUUGGUGCAUACGACUCUGACAAGGCUUACCUCUUCAGGGCAGUGCCAGUGGUCCACACAAAUGCCUGGGUGGAGAUCGAGACGGAGCGAUUUGCUUCAAGAAACCCAAACUGUAACUACAGAGGAAGGGAGUUUAUCUGCGUGACGAUAACGCCGUGCAUCUCCUAUGAUGGCAAACACGUACCUAACCAAAUAGAAUUCCAAUACACUCUGGAAAUGGACACAAGGAAAAAUAUAUCUCGCCGUGGUUUCCUGGAAGGCCCUGCAGAGCUUGCCGAGGUUACGGACUUCAAGGUGCUUCAAAGAGGGAAGGAGAACUGCUUUGUGCAAAAGGCAUACAUCUAUCCUGAUGUCAAAGAUAUCGUGACUCCGUUUGAGUUCAAGCUUUCAUAUGGGAUAAGCCGAGCAAGGCGACAAGCCUUCUGCAAGGAGUGUGUUGCAAUCGACAGUGGUUCACAGACAGUGAUCACAAACAGGACUGCCUUCAAGUUGGAGUGCGGCGACAACAACAUAUGUAUUGCUGACGUGAUGCUGACGGCCAAAAUUGCAGGACAUGAGAGUGGUGCACCUCUGGUCGUUGGAAGAGACAAUGUGGUGACCCUCAACAUUAACGUCAAGAAUGCUGAAGACAAGCAAGCUGCCUACCUGACCUACGUAACCGUAGAGCUGCCUGAGAGCGCUGACAUAGUCAACCUAGCGACAUGCGUGCUGAAGAACAACAACGAUACGCUCGAAUGUGAUAUUGGAAAUCCCCUUCGUGCUGGUGAACAGGUAUCGCUGUCCAUAAAGCUGGGCGUGGCAAAAAUCAAGGGAGAGGUCAAGAUCAGAGUCACGGCAAAAACAGACAGUAAAGAUUCCAAUCCUGCAAAUAAUGUGGAAAACAUAGCGCUCCCUGUCAUCUAUAAUGGAGAUGUUGGCAUCGAAGGGGCCGCCACAGUCAGCCAGUACGUCUACAAUGAAACGAGUGACCUUGUGCCAGUGGUGCACACCUUCACGGUGGUGAAAUAUUUUGCUACUCCAAUAAACAGAGUCAAUCUGCUCGUAAGGAUUCCCACAAGAAUAUUGGGGGAGAAGGAUUCGUUCCUAGAUUUGCAGAGCAUAAGGUUGGAGGACCAGUCAAGGGCUAGAGUCGGUGGAAGCUGUAACUUUUCAUCAAAUUUCAAGAAACGGUCUUCACAGCACGAGGGACGCAGAGCUUCGAAAGUGAGACGGUCCGCGAAUCCUGCACCCCUCAUGAGCAGCCACAUUUCCAAGACUCAGGUUAAAAUGUUGAAGCUGGACUGCAGUGAAGCAGAAUGUACGGCGUUUGAGUGCCAAGUUGGACCAUUCACAGACCCCAAGAAAGUCGCCAGGAUAACCAUCGGGAUGGUUAUUAAUGUCACGAGGAUAAUGGAUCAAGUGGGCAUGCCGGACACUGUGGAUGUUGUUUCAUCUGCUGCAAUCACUAUCCUGGACAAAACUGUCUUUACGCACCUCGUUAAGCCUCGACCAAAGCAGACUGAGAUUGUUACAUCACUAGUUAAAGAAGGUCCUCCGGCCCCGUACCAGCUGCCCUGGUGGGCAUACCUCCUUAUAGUCUUGUUUGGAAUAGCGCUUCUGCUUCUCAUUGUGUUCUGCCUGUACAAGUGCGGCUUCUUCCGGCGCAAGGAAAAGGAAGAAUUAGAGGAGGAGAAACGGAAGUCCCUCGCCGUUCCUCCAAGCCCCGGAAACUCUCCGUCCGACGACAGCGAAGUUCGACGAAGCCUCCUGGCUGUAGAUGUUACGGACGACUGAAGCCUCUGUUUGACCGCCGUGUUCGACCAGCGUGCUCAAGGAUAGUUUAAACGUGCUAGUCACAGUCUUUUUCUUUUUUUUCAAAUUGGACUAUUUUACGUUCUUAGCGCCAUCAGAUGAACGUUCUUCUAGGAUAACACGUACACGUUACGCCACUGCCUACGCGAAACACUGAUUGAGAAGUGCUGUGGUCUAAAUAUUGAUCGCACGAAAGUUGUAUUAUACAGGGGCUACUCUCCUAGACGUUGAGAGACUCGGGAGAAAAACGAAAUGGUGAUCUCAUCAGUGGUUUGUAUUUUUUAAAGAUUGAUUUCUUUUGGCUGUCAUCAUACAUUUUAGGAGUGUCUUAUGUACUGACGGAAGUACUCGUGGUUAGGAAAGUUGUUGUUUUAUGAAGUGCACGACGUGUGCGCUUUUGCGGAGUUGUGACUCGUAAUUUGUGCUAGGUAUACUGGGACGCCAGGGCAAAUGUGUCACGCGUAAAAGACAAGUGUGCCUAAGGGUAUAUUUAUGUAAAAUGUUAUACAGGGUGUCUCUUUUUUUUUUUUUUUUUUUUUUCUGUACAGAUUUUUAAGGGCUAUAGGAAUUAAGGGCUAUAGUCAUCCUGUUUUCACUUCUAUCAUCUCUGGGCCGGCGGACGUUCUUGGCCAUCUGUUGCCCAACCGUCGCAUGACUAAUUACCUAAAAAUCGUUAAUUAACUUUUUAAUUAUAAAAUGUCGUCCCAAUGAAAACAUCUGGUCCCUUUGGUCACCUAAUACGGUUACAGUUUUCAGAACCAAAAGUCCAUCGAUAGACCGCCCGCAACAAAUUCGUGAAAGAACAAAUUUUUUUUUCUUUAUUUCGUUCAUUGCGCAUCUUCGGAGAUGCGUCUUUCCUUCACCCCCAGUGUGAGAGGGUGAAGGAGCACAGUGCCGCCUCAUGCGUCGAAGAUGAGCUCAAACUUGCGGAAACAAAACAAAAAAUGUAUCUGGUGACGCUAUCCGAACUGUGCUUAUCUUGGGUUGCAUUUUCUGUUUUCUUUUAACCUUUUUCCAGGACGCAAGAGACUAUAGUCUGCUCUUUCACCCUCUCACAUUAGGGGUGAAGCAAAGACUCGCCUCCGAAGAUGCGCAAUGAACACAAUAAAGAAGGAAGAUGUUCUUUCACGAAUUUUUUGCGGGCGAUCGAUCUAACGGAUUUUUGUUCUGAAAACGGCUACGAUAUCGGGUGACCGAAAAGAACAGAUGUUUUCAUUGGGACAACUUCGUAGCUUUUAUAAUUCAAAAGUUAAUUAAGGAUUUUCAGGUACUUAGUCAUUCGACGGUUGAGCAACAGAUAGCCAGAAUGUCCGCCGGCUCAGAAAUGAAAACAGUGAAACAAGUGAAAACAGCAUGUCUAUAGCCCUUAUAGCUUUUUAAUGAAAAAUCUGUAUCGGAAAAGAAGACUCCCUGUAUUUAUGUAAAAUAUUAUAUAUCUUUAUCAUCAACAUCAUUUUUGUUCAUUGUAGAAUACUUAGAACAUCAGUUUAAUUACAGAGCGGUGUGCUGCCAGCAGCAUUUCUUUUAGUGCAUUUUGGGUCUGCAGCAAAUGUAGUAUAUAUGUUGAUCAUUUUUGCCAUCUUUUAAUCAUACACCUAUUACAUGAUAUUUGAGCUGUGAUUUUUUUUACUGGUUUUAGAGAUGUUUCUACAUCUUGUUGCAUUUUCAGACCACUGUACCAUUCCAAACCAGUGUUAGUGUCUAUGACAAAACACCAUUGCAGUGUAUGCAACACUCAGGCCUUGAGUAAUGUGCUGUUAUGUUUUUGUGCAAUGUGCCUCGCUAUAAUGCUUGGAAUCUGUGCCUUAAAUCAGACACUGAACAAGUUCUACUUAGAUGCGUAUACGAUCGUGCGGGUGUGCAGGUCGUCUCGUUGCUCAGACAAGUCCGGGGCAGAAGCAUUUUUUGUAGUAUUUAUGAUGGCCCAAGUUGUGGCAUGCAAUAAAUUAUUGCGUACAUUA
Ornithodoros turicata is the source of this 5377-nucleotide messenger RNA. Its product is annotated as integrin alpha-9-like. NCBI's taxonomy places the organism in Eukaryota, Metazoa, Arthropoda, Arachnida, Ixodida, Argasidae. Gene Ontology annotation, cellular component: external side of plasma membrane; integrin complex. The record is from RefSeq and is a predicted model, not a curated record. Bases 222 to 3398 code for a protein of 1058 amino acids. Gene Ontology annotation, molecular function: integrin binding. The transcript has 27 exons. Gene Ontology annotation, biological process: cell adhesion mediated by integrin; integrin-mediated signaling pathway; cell-matrix adhesion.